UUUUGUAGAGUAAGCAGCUUUGCUGUGACUCGGUCAUUCGGUUUAUUGCAGCAACGUAAGACAGUAUCGUAAUUUAAAAAUUGCAUCUACUUAGGAAAGUGCUGUUGUUGUAAUUCUAAAUAUCAGUUUAAUAUAAAAGAAAAGAAAACCAAGUGAUUAGAUAAGAUUUUGUGGACUUGUUUCUCUUUCUGUCAUACCCCUACUAUCACGUAAUAAUAGCAGCAUAGAGUAAAAUUUACAACCGUCCUUUCAACUUAAUCUUAAUAAUCAUUUUCCAAGCAAAUCCCCAAACAAUGCAGUUAAUUGAGAUACCAGUUGAAAAGUGGCCACAGUUGCGCGAUUUAUAUCAACACCAGAAAGAUCGCUCUGCGUCUUACAAUACUCUACAAAUAUUUAUCGAAUGGAUUAGAAAAGAUCCCAAGUUGCAACUAAACAUUUAUACCACUAGCAAGGAAUGGCAAGUUGAUGGUACAUUUGUGGCAGAGGCCCCUGUAACGAGACAACUAGUUUGCAAUACUUUAAACGAAGACUUUACUGACUUGAUUAAUACUCUAAACCAUUUCGAUAAUUCAAAAAUGGUGGGAGGACACCCUGAAAGAUUAAUGCCUGCUGUUGAAAAACAUUUCUUGGAUUCAGGUCUAAGCAAGGAACAGUUUAAAUCCGAUGGCACAGUUUGGCAGCAUAUUUCAAGAGAGGAAGCUUUAAAUUUCAAUACAGACCUUCCCGAUAACAUAACAACCAAAGGCUUGAAUAUAUCGCAUGCAGAACAGGUCAACCGAGUGUGGCCCCACAGAUCUGAAGGCUCGGUAAAAUUCGUAGAACACCUUAUAAAAUUCAAUAAAAGUGUGGGCCUAUUCGAUGGUGAACACUUGGUGGCUUGGUGUCUAAUCUUACCUUUGGGUUCCUUGGGUCUAUUACAAGUUGAGGAGUCUCAUAAGCGUAAAGGCCUGGGCAUGUUGGCGGUAAAGAUUAUAUCUAAAUAUCUUGCAGAACAAGGCAUUGAAGUUACAGCACCCGUAGUUUUCGCCAAUGUGCCUUCACGUUCCAUGUUCAAACAGUUGGGUUUUAAAAUAAUCGACAAUGUUUAUUGGACAUUUAAAAUAUAGAAUUGCGUUGAUAUUCCUUUUAAGUGGUAAUAUAUUUCAAAUAAAAAUUUUAAACAGUAUUAUCCCA
Stomoxys calcitrans (stable fly) is the source of this 1173-nucleotide messenger RNA. RefSeq lists its product as uncharacterized. The transcript is spliced from 4 exons. Lineage: Eukaryota; Metazoa; Arthropoda; Insecta; Diptera; Muscidae. Gene Ontology annotation, molecular function: acyltransferase activity, transferring groups other than amino-acyl groups. Bases 294 to 1106 code for a protein of 270 amino acids. The record is from RefSeq and is a predicted model, not a curated record.